Closterium sp. NIES-65 is the source of this 1455-nucleotide messenger RNA. The record is from the annotation of a GenBank genome assembly. NCBI's taxonomy places the organism in Eukaryota, Viridiplantae, Streptophyta, Zygnematophyceae, Desmidiales, Closteriaceae.
AUGGCUACCCCUAGUGUCCUCGCUUUUGACGCUGAGGGUCGGGCCAUUGACUUUGAGGUCUCGGUAGAUGACCUGCAGCUGUUCUUACGGUGCAAUAGGGCAGACGGCCUCUCUCUCUCUUUGACCUCACCUGUGGCGCUUCCCCUGCCCCUACUGCUGAUGCUGUCGCCACUGGACUACUUCCUCGCAGUGUGCCCCACCACUCUCACCAUUGACCUCCUCGAGAAGUCCCUCCUAGCGGCGGAGAAGAGCAUAGUCGCUGUAGGAGCUUCUCGUGGUGACCCCGGCACCCCUGUCUUUGAGGGGUGUUCUCCCUCCCCCCUCUUGCCCUCUGUCGCUUCUGCUGCUGCGGCCGACCUCGUUGGUUUCGAGUCGGUCGGCGCUGCGUCAGCCCCUUCGUGGAAGCCCCAAAAAGGUAGGGGCAAGGGGGGCAAGGGCGCUGGAGGAGCUGGCGGGGGCGGUGGAGGUGGCGGUGGAGACGUCGGAGGGAGUGGGGGUGGUGGAAGGGGUGGGGGUACUGGUGGCAGCAGUGGGGGCGGAGGCGGCGGCGGUGGCGGAGGGAGCGGAGGAGGCGGUGGUAGCGGAGGCGGCGGUGGUGUUGGAGGCGGCGGUGGUGGCGGAGGCGGUGGAGGCGGCGGAGGAGGCGGAGGUGGCGGUGGAGCUGGUCGCGGGUCUACGCAGAGGAGUGGCUCCGGUGGUGUUCCGCGCCAGCAGCAGCAGCGUGGUCGUGAGACCCUGUCCCCUCAGCAACUCCGUGAGCAGUGUGGGGGUGCGCACCCCACCCAGCGCUGCUUUGGCCGCCUGACGGACGCGUGGCGUCACCACUUCCCUGAGGCCACAGAGAUCCCUCGCUGGGGCGAGCUGUGUAGGGCGGGAGUUGCCAUCUAUGAUCUUGAUUUUGAUGCUAUUGUGUCUGCCAUGUAUUCUGUGACAAUUAGUGGUGAGGGUGACUGUUACCGGUGUUUCCUGCCCGAUCCGGGCAUUGAGACUGCUGCUCUAGGUACUGGUGCGGCUGCUGCCCUAGGUGCUUGCGACGCUGCUGCUCUAGGUGCUAGUGCGUCUGCGUCCUCAGGUACUGGUGAGUCUGCGCUCUCAGGUACUACAUCGGCUUCGGCCUCCCUCACCUUCACCCUUGACUCUGGGGCUUCUCGCUCCUUCUUUCGGGACCGCACCACACUCACGCCGCUUAGUCGGCCGGUUGCGGUGUCUCUGGCUGACCCCUCUGGGGGUCCUGUCCUGUCUCACUUCUCCACAGUCCUCCCGUGUCCGGCGGCUCCCUCUGGCACCCUGUCUGGUCUCUACCUCCCCUUGUUCUCUACGAACUUGGUGAGUGGUGCUGACCUACAGGAUGGGGGAGUGCACCAGUUCACUCCUGCGCGUCAGCGAGUGACGCACUGCACAGAGGCUCGUACAGGCCGACACCUGGCUACGUUUACACGUCCCCCCCCCCGGUAG